AGCACCUGCUGCUGCUGACAAAUUAGAGAGGAACGUACGACUGCCUGACCAAAAGACAACAUCAAUUCUUGUAAAAUAUUGUGUACGUGCAUGGAUGGAAAUUUCCUGCUGUCCAAUUUGGUUGGUUCAUUCAUCCUUAGCUGGUUGUUGAUGAUGAUGAUGAUGAUGAUCAGACACACAUGGGAUGUCGCGACCCGAGUUUGAUUUUGAUGCUCUGAGAGAGUUGCACGAUUCGGUGAACAGGUUGCUGCAUUCACCGCACACCAAGCUGGAAAUCAUCCACCACGGCCGGGAAAAAUGGGCGAACGAGGUGUCAGAAGCGUCGCUGAAGAUGGCGGACUCGUGCGCCGCCGCGAAGGACCUUCUCCUCCUUACCAAGGAACACCUUCAGAGUCUCCAAUCCGCGUUCCGCCGUAUCGCCGCCACCGCGACUGAAACCGCCGCCGAUCACGCUGGGAACCAUUUCGAGCCCUACCGCCUCCCGAGGAAGCAGCUGAAGAAGGCAAUUCUGAAGAGACUGAACUCGCUCAAGGGGAUGAAGAACACGUGCCUUGCUGCCGCCUCACUACAGCCGAAAGAGGACCAAAACCUAGAGGUGGUUGUUGAGUUGCUGAAGGAAGUGAGAGCCACAACUUUGAUGAUCGUACGAUCGCUAUUGUCGUUGAUCGCGUUGCCCAACCCGGACGGGAAAACGGGUUCGGGGCGUAAGGAUCCGGUAUUCAGGCUGAAACUGACGCGGGUGGAUAGCCUAAGUUUCUGGGAUAAGUGCGAGGCGACGGAGAUACGGUCGGUGGCGAAAAGGCUGGAGGAGGUGGAGACGGUGGUGGAAGACAUGGAAGCUGAGUUGGAUCACAUGUUCAGAAGAUUGGUUAGAACAAGGGCUUCGCUUCUCAACAUACUGACCACCUAAUCCGGAUCGAUGAAAUCAGUGUCCAGUUAGUUUGAUGAUCAAUCAGUUAUUUCGUGAUUGAUUAUUACUGGUGAACAAACAAUUGAACCAGAUUUUUUUUAGGGUUUUGCUUCAAUGGGCCGUUGAAUAGUGAAUAACACUGACGUCGGUGUCUUAGAUCUGGCACAGAGAAUAGGGUUAAAAGUCCUAGUGGGAUUUCACCCAAGUAACAUUGGAUUGGAAAUGUAUUCUUUGAUUCUUUCUAGUUUGAAAUUCUACCGAGAGUAAAUUGUUUUUCUUUUUCUCUUUUAUCUUUUAUGCUAUAAGAAUUCUACUUUGCUAAA
Sesamum indicum (sesame) is the source of this 1233-nucleotide messenger RNA. Its product is annotated as DUF241 domain protein, putative (DUF241). Gene Ontology annotation, biological process: shoot system development; root development. The record is from RefSeq and is a predicted model, not a curated record. Lineage: Eukaryota; Viridiplantae; Streptophyta; Magnoliopsida; Lamiales; Pedaliaceae.